Molecule: messenger RNA, 1682 nt
Organism: Arachis stenosperma
Lineage: Eukaryota; Viridiplantae; Streptophyta; Magnoliopsida; Fabales; Fabaceae
Product: probable sugar phosphate/phosphate translocator At1g12500
Exons: 2
Coding region: 274-1374 (366 amino acids)
Cellular component (GO): Golgi apparatus
Molecular function (GO): antiporter activity
Source: RefSeq, a predicted model, not a curated record
CACCCAUUGCAAAAGAGGGGAAACCUCCCUUUAUUAUUCCCUCCAAUUGGGGCCCCACAAAUCCUCAUCCAACGGCCACAAACCCAAAUCUUAAUAGCAACACAUUCCCCUCCCACACACUUUCGUCCCUGUCACCCCACCAAUUACCAAUCCCAAUCCUCCAUUCCACUUGCUUGGCAAUACAAAAUUCAGAUCUAAACAUAAACAAACACCAAACUCUGCCAUAUGUUAUAGCAUCACCAGAAUCACAAAGACACCAAACCCACUGGCAAAAUGGUGGAGGCACAGACAUGGACAACCAGAAGGAUGAGCAAUCCGAGGUUGUUGGACAACUCAUCCACCAACAACAAUCCCAACCAAGUACUGGACAUCCCGGCGACACCGCCAUCGGAAGCAAGAAACAACCACCUAAACGGCCUAAAAAGUGGCAUCGCCACCACCACCUCCAUGUCCCCAACGAUCCUAACUGCAAUCAUAAUUGCGUCGUGGUACUUCUCCAACAUCGGCGUCCUCCUCCUCAACAAGUACCUCCUCAGCUUCUAUGGUUACCGCUACCCAAUCUUUCUCACCAUGCUCCAUAUGCUAUCCUGCUCCGCUUACAGCUACGCGUCCAUUAACUUCCUGGAGCUCGUUCCUCCUCAGCACAUCCACUCCAAGAAGCAGUUCCUUAAGAUCCUCGCACUCAGCGCCAUCUUCUGCUUCUCUGUUGUCUGCGGCAACACCUCCCUCAGGUACAUUCCUGUGUCUUUCAACCAAGCAAUAGGAGCAACCACCCCGUUCUUCACAGCCAUCUUCUCUUUCAUCAUAACCUGCAAGAAAGAAACCGGUGAAGUAUACGUCGCACUCUUGCCUGUUGUUCUUGGCAUCGUAGUCGCCAGCAACAGCGAGCCUCUCUUCCACUUGUUCGGCUUCUUGGUUUGCGUGGGUUCAACCGCGGGUCGAGCACUCAAAUCGGUGGUCCAGGGAAUCCUCUUAAGUUCAGAAGGCGAAAAGCUUCACUCCAUGAACCUUCUUCUAUACAUGGCUCCAAUGGCGGCCAUGAUAUUGCUGCCAUUUACUCUCUACAUCGAAGGGAACGUUUUCAGUGUGACGAUUGAGAAGGCGAAGGAGGAUCCGUAUAUGGUGUUCUUGUUGCUUGGGAAUGCCACGGUUGCGUAUUUGGUGAAUUUGACGAAUUUCUUGGUCACGAAGCACACCAGUGCCUUGACUUUACAAGUGUUGGGAAACGCCAAAGCUGCGGUUGCGGCGGUUGUUUCUGUUUUGAUAUUCAGGAAUCCUGUCACGGUUAUGGGGAUGGCGGGCUUUGGAAUAACCGUUAUGGGGGUCGUUCUCUACAGUGAGGCUAAGAAGAGAUCCAAACUCACAACACAUUGACACAUAAUACUUCUCUUAAUUUUUUCCCCUUUUGGAUACUUGAAAAAAAAAAAUAAAAGAAAAUAUCUGUGUGACUCCUGUUAUGCAAAUAUUUUAUUGAUCACUUUGAUUGCAUUGUAUUGUUAAAUCUCGUUAUAUAAGGACUGUAUAGGAAAAGGAAGGGAAGAAAGGAAUGGAAGAGGAGUUUAAGCUUGUAAAAUUGUCCAUGCCCUAUUUGGCAGCAUACAUAAACGAUUCAUUCAAGAAGAUCUUUAUGUGUAAUUUGGUGAGGGAGGAGAAUUCUCCCUCGCUUCAUUUUGUCAAUAACA